AUGUUUGAUGUCUAUAAAGAAGUAGGAAUGUCAUUAGAUGAUAAGUGGGUUGGAUUUGUGUUAGAUAGUGUUGAUCAUGAUCCUGAAUUACAAGGAAAGAUUAUAACAGUACUUUGCAUGGCACAUCAAACUAAUUUAUUAGUUAAAAAGAUUAUUAAAUCUAAACAAUUCGAACCUAUAAUCUCAAAUAUGCUUCAUAUUAUUAAUCAUUUCUAUAACUCAAAUCAGGCCCUAGCUAAGCUAAGAGAGUUAGAAGAAAAUAAAAACUUAACUUCAAAAUAUCCCUGUAAAGCAGAUAAAAUUAGUUCAACAUCAACAAUUAAUAUGCUAGAUAAAGAUGAUGAAUUAGAUGACUAUGAUUAUGAAGUAGAUGAAAUAAUAAGUAAUUUAGAAGAAGUUUCUUUAAAAAUUAUUAAUGAUAUAGAAAAUUUAGAUCCAGAUAAUUGA
Molecule: messenger RNA, 447 nt
Organism: Cetraspora pellucida
Lineage: Eukaryota; Fungi; Glomeromycota; Glomeromycetes; Diversisporales; Gigasporaceae
Source: the annotation of a GenBank genome assembly